Anopheles coluzzii is the source of this 1305-nucleotide messenger RNA. It is a transcript of the gene Atg10, whose product is annotated as ubiquitin-like-conjugating enzyme ATG10. Gene Ontology annotation, cellular component: intracellular anatomical structure. Gene Ontology annotation, molecular function: Atg12 transferase activity. Lineage: Eukaryota; Metazoa; Arthropoda; Insecta; Diptera; Culicidae. Gene Ontology annotation, biological process: protein lipidation; macroautophagy; protein modification by small protein conjugation. The transcript is spliced from 3 exons. Bases 548 to 1153 code for a protein of 201 amino acids. The record is from RefSeq and is a predicted model, not a curated record.
UCCUCCCCCCGCCGACUGACAAGCAGCGCGUUUUACAGUUUUGACACAGAGGAAGAGCUGUCAAACGUUUGUUUGGGUGGUGGAGGUUUGCAGUUAUUUUGCAAGAUUGCAUCUUUGUGUGCGUGUAAUUUGGUUGGUAGUUGGCCAAAACAAAAUCGUACUCAGCUCCUGUCAACAGCCGACAGCAUACUCGGCAUCAUAACUUUUCUCUCAUUCGCAACAUAACUUGAACACAUACUUGGAGGAUGGAAUAUUUCGGCGUAAAAGCAUUUUAACAGCACUUAAAAAAAGUUGAAUAUCAAACGUACCAGCCUGGGUAUACUCCACAACCUAGAACCGGAUACAUUGCAUCCUACCAGCACCUCAGUGGCGCAGAGCACCGCAGAGCAUAAGCACAGCAUAGCAAUGUUGAUGUGAACCAUUGUUUCCAUGGCUGUCAAACAGGUGCGCCACGAUGCGCUUGGCGGGAGAUACUUUGUUUUAAAAUCCUCGUGUGUUUCGUUACAGCUCGACACCACGCUUUUUGGAGCGCUCCCAGCGAACGAGGAUGAAGUUGAGCGAGUUCACCUUGUACUGUGACCAAUUGGUCCAUGCGUCACGCAACUGCGUCGACCGUUGGCGAUGGGUGCGGGAGAAGGAGCCGGACUUCCUAUGUCUGGAGACAGUACGGCACGUGCGGAGCACCGAAUCGAACCCCCAGACCGAGAUGCUGGAGGGCAUGGCCGAGCUGGACGAGGAAGAUGAUCCGGGCCUAGCCGCUGUCAGCGGUGGGCAGCCCACCGCCCGGAUGCUAGCGUUCGAGUAUCACGUGCUGUACUGUGAAAGCUACGAGGUGCCUAUACUGCUGUUUAACAUAUACGAGAAAGGUGGCGCUCGGUUAAACCUGGAGGAAGCAUGGGAGGUGCUGCAGAUUAGCGGAUGCGUACCGCCGGACGAGCGGUACAGUGCGAUCACGAUGGUGCACCAUCCGGUACUGUACCGGCCGUACCUGAAGCUGCAUCCUUGCAAAACAGCCGAACUGGUCGGCUCACUGUCCGGCAGCACGAACCCGGUACUGUCCUUCAUUACGACCUACGCGCCGUACGUUAAUCUGGAGCUGGAUGAGCUGGCUCGCGCGUUGCAAUCGGAUAGUAAAAAAGAAACCGGCGAGUAAUGCACCAUGUGAUCCGCAAGACUGCAACACUGAAUGCGGUCGAUGCAAGUAGAGUAAGCAUGCGAUAUGUAAAAAUAAAAUUAAAGCUUUGGUUUUGUAAUUUUGCCGAGCAAGAGUGUAUGACCAUAGUUGGGAUAUUGUAACCAGUGAAA